AUGCAUCGCACCGGGGAGAAGGGCCGUGUGGGGCGGCGGGAGUCCUGCCCCCCUGCCCUCCACAGCAGCGGCGGCUGGGCCGUGCUGGGGGUGCUGACGGAGAACGAGCAGCAGCAGCGGCCCGGCGGUCAGGGUGCUGCUGUUAUCAAGUGCUUUUCUGGCUUUGAAAACACCAUCACUUCAUGUAGAAAACAUGAAGUGCCCAACUGCAUCAUCAGUGCUGCAUCAAAGCAAGGUUUUGCUAUCCACAUAGAUGAUUCAGAAGAUAAAGAAAACUACAGCUGCCAAGUGUCUAAAGAGCUGGAAUUAAGCCACUGUGAACUGGAUACCAGUGCAAUGACAUCCAGUAUUCAUCGGCGGCUGGAUCUGAGUUCAGGCUCUCCUAUGGUAGUGGAAGAUGUUGUAACUCUGGCUGGAGAGUAUGCAGAAGACAUUCAUCAAUACCUCCGAGAGGCAGAAGUAAGAUUUAGGCCCAAGCCCUACUACAUGAAGAAGCAGCCAGAUACCACAACAGGGGUGCGUGCUAUCCUGGUAGACUGGUUGGGGGAAGUAGGGGAAGAGUAACUUCAGACAGAGACUUUGUACUUGGCAGUGAACUUCCUGGAGAGGUUUCUUUCCUGCAUGUCUGCUCCCAGAGGGAAGUUACAGCUUGUGGCAACAGCAGCAAUUCUUCUGGCUGCGAAGUAUGAAGAGAUCUACCCACCAGAUGUGGAUGAAUUUGUCUAUAUAACAGAUGAUACCUACACAAAGAAGCAGCUGCUAAGAAUGGAACACUUGCUUCUCAAAGUGCUGGGUUUUGACCUAACAGCCCAAACUGUCAACCAGUUCCUCCUUCAGUAUAUUCAGAGACGUGGAAUCUGUAUGAGGAUGGAGAACCUUGCAAAGUAUCUUGCAGAGCUGAGUCUCCUUCAAGUUGAUCCUCUUCUGGAGUACCUUCCUUCACAAAUUGCUGCAGCAGCCUACUGUUUGGCAAACUAUACAGUGAACAGAUCUUUCUGGCAGAAGAACACCUUAACAUUGUGACACUGGGCCACCCAAGCACUUGAGGAAGGCCCACAGGUCAUAAUUAAAAAUGAACUAGGGGAAUGGGAACAGGGUUGGAGACUGGUACUCACAGGGCAAGGGUACGCAGCCGUUAAGAAAAAUAGUAAGAUCAAAAGGUGCCCACUUAAGUCGAUAAAACCAGACCUUCAGGGCAAAAACUAAUGAAAUUUGUAAAGUUUGUUUUUGCAGGACUGAAUCCUCAGACACCCCUGCAGCCCAUAUACCCCACUUGCUAAAGACUGUGACAAAUCAUCAAGCAGCCCGAUGGCAGACCAUACCGGGGUUGUGAAAGAACUCAGUGACCGAACUAAAGGAGAGGCCAGUGCAGAGAAAGACGGGGGAAAAAAAAAAAACCCAAAAAAACCACCUCAGCAAAAAUGUUAGGAGGUAUCCAUCAAGUGGAGUUCAAGCUCUGGCCAGGUACCAGGUUCUGGCUCUACUUGGAUGGAAUGCCAAUUAACCCACAGUUUUUCCUGUGUCAAAGGGUCAAAGGGCGAUUUGGAGGGGACAUAAGUCC
Molecule: messenger RNA, 1561 nt
Organism: Agelaius phoeniceus (red-winged blackbird)
Lineage: Eukaryota; Metazoa; Chordata; Aves; Passeriformes; Icteridae
Source: RefSeq, a predicted model, not a curated record